UUGAGUCAAAUCGAACUAAAUACGGACAUCGUGUUCGCUUUACUCUUUUCCAUACCAUGGAUGUUAUUUGGAGCUAUACUAGUUGGAAGUGAACUCACUCUGUUCCUAACGAAAUUUUCUCUAAGGUGGUGGAUCUGGGAAACGACAAUGCUUGAUAGAUUUCCGAGGAACUCACCAGAAUUAAUUUACUUCAUUUAUAUUUACGGAAGAAAUCCUCUAUGA
This is a messenger RNA of Auanema sp. JU1783, 222 nucleotides long. The record is from the annotation of a GenBank genome assembly. NCBI's taxonomy places the organism in Eukaryota, Metazoa, Nematoda, Chromadorea, Rhabditida, Rhabditidae.